Molecule: messenger RNA, 1544 nt
Organism: Pelagomonas calceolata
Lineage: Eukaryota; Pelagophyceae; Pelagomonadales; Pelagomonadaceae
Source: the annotation of a GenBank genome assembly
AGAAGUGACACACGACGCAGGAUCGAUCACAUAUAGAACUGCAGACAGAUGUCGUCUCGUAGUUCCUCCCCCGCAUCCCUCUCCAAGCUCAACGUCCAAGCUUCGGAGUGGAAGCCGCCCACGCCGCCGGCAGCACCCGCAAGCAGUCGAGGAGAGUCGACGCCGCAGAAGCCGAGCCGCACGCGGCGCGGCGGCCGCAGCUCCCGGCGCGGCAGCGGUGGCAACGGCAACGAAGGUCGCCGCACGCCGCAACCGCAGAGAGAGCACGCGCCGCGCGAGAGCAAGCAGGCGCAGCAACUGAAGGUGCACGCGCCGGGGUGCUCCUGCGCGCGCCUCGCGCGGACGCGCGGCCGCCACGCGGCGGAGGGCCGCGCGAGCGGCUACGUCGUCGCGUCGCGCGACGCGAAGGCGCCGGACCUGCACUUCGGCUCCGACGAGCGCGACUUCGGCAAGCGGCCGGAGAAGUCCGAGGGCGCCCCGGCGGGCCCCGGCGAGCGCACGGCGCAGCGGCCGGCCGCGGACCGCGGCGAGGACGCGGCGCUCCGGCGGCGGCGCGAGGCGCUGCUGUCGGACGCCAUCGCCGACGCCGUCAAGCGCGAGGCGAACGGCCCGGCGCGCGUCUCGUGCGCGGCGUGCAUGCUGGACGGCGCGUGGCGCAACGGCGCCAUCGCCGUCGCCGGGCCGCCGGAGCGCGUCGGCGCGGCGUGCGCGGCGGCGAACCGGGCGCUCUUCGGCGACUUCGGCGCCGGGAGGUUCCCCCCCGCGGGCAUGUGGCACGGCCGCGGCGCGCCGGUCUGCGUGCCCAUCUCGGUGCGGGGCCUGCUGCAGUCGCGCGCGCUGGGCUGUGUGGAAAUCAAAAUUUUACGGCGCGUUCGUGCUGACUCGUCGCGUCGGCCUCCACGCCAUCGACGCGACGCCUGCUCGAUGGCGUGGCGAUGCCGGUUCCUCGCCGCUCGACCGAGCCAGGACAGCCGCGUCAUCGCCGAGAAAUGACUUAGUGAAGAAUUUUCGGGUGCACCCGACGCACUGGUUGAUUUCCACACAGGCGCUGGGCACGGCGGUGCCCCUGCCGCCGGACUACGCCAUGCCCCCGCCGCCGCCGGGCUGCUACCCCCUCGUGGACGCGAAGCACCACGUGGUCGAGGUCUUCGACGUCAUCUCGUUCCCGGCGGCCGACGACCACCUGCUGGUGCUCUGCACCGUCGACACGUACGGCGUCCUGUCCCUGGACCUGCCGGGCGGCAAGCGGCGCCUCGCCGAGACGGCCUGGGAGGCGGCCGCGCGCGAGGCGGCGAACGUGGCCGGCCUCCGCGUCGCGGUCGGCGGCGACCGCCUCGGCGGCGCGGACGGCGCGCUCGACUGCGGCGGCGCGGCCUUCCGGGCCGAGGCCGCGCGUGACGGCCAGAGCGUCCGCUUCUUCGUCCUCCGCGCGGAGGAGGCCGCCCCCGACGACAUGCCGGUCGACGAGGCGCCCUGAGGCGCCCUUUAUUCACCUUGUCGCGGACGACACGCCAGUCGACGCGGCGCCCUGACGAGGCGCACCC